AAUCAGGCAUCCCGGACUAAAUGCUUUUAGUAUUAAAGAAGUCUUCUUUUUUUUUUCUUCAUUGACCGGACUCCAAAUAACUACACUACUCCGUACUACAGACGUGACAGACUGACAGUCGACUCGGUUUCAGCCUCCAUCCAACCAUCCCAUUUUCUCUGCAUUGUCCCGCCGGCCCUGUCGCUCUUUAGACUCUUAGUCUCCCUCACGGUCGCCGCUAAGACUUUCAGUUCCAGCGCGGAUGAGCGAAUCGUAUUGUUGCCCUCACUCUUUCUCUCUCAUUCGUCCGUCGUGAAGAUCCUGCCUUUUCCAUCCAAGUCCGCCCUCUCGGUCUCUAUCAGUCGCCCUGCCCUCGUCUCCCUCUCCCCACCCUUCCGUUGCUCCCAUUGUCAUUCAGACAACUGCAAUCUCGCCCUCCCAGCCCUGAAUGUUCCUUUGGACUUCAACCCUUCAUCAUGUUGACGGUUGAGAAGCAGUGGAUCAAUGUACAACAGAAAACUUUCACAAAAUGGCUUAAUGACAAGAUAAAGGUGCGACGCAUCUUCAUUGACGACUUGGUGCAGGACCUGUCGACCGGUGUUAUUCUCAUCCAUCUCCUCGAAAUCCUCGGCGCAGAAUCCCUUGGUCGCUAUGCCUCGAAUCCGAAGCUGCGAGUACAAAAGUUCGAAAAUGUCAACAAAAGUCUGGACUUCAUCAAAGGCAGGGGCAUCCAGAUGACCAACAUCGGUGCGGAGGAUAUUGUGGACGGUAACAGAAAGAUCAUUCUGGGUCUAAUAUGGACCCUCAUUCUGCGAUUCACCAUCAGCGACAUCAACGAAGAGGGUAUGACCGCGAAAGAGGGUCUCCUGCUAUGGUGUCAAAGAAAAACUGCCUGCUACGAAGGAGUAGAGGUGCGCGACUUCUCCACCAGCUGGAACGACGGCCUGGCGUUCUGCGCUCUGUUGGAUAUCCACCGUCCCGACUUGAUCGACUUCGAUGCCCUGGACAAGAAAGAUCACCGCGGAAACAUGAAAUUGGCUUUCGACAUCGCCGCGAACGAAAUCGGUAUCCCGGAUUUGUUGGACGUUGACGAUGUCUGCGACGUUGCGAAGCCCGACGAGCGGUCCCUGAUGACGUACAUCGCCUACUGGUUCCAUGCCUUCUCGCAACUGGAACGAGUCGAGAAUGCCGGUCGACGAGUGGAGAAGUUCAUCAACAACAUGCACGGUGCCUGGGAGAUGCAGAACUCUUACGAGCAGAGGAUGAGGCAGUUGCUGCGUAUGAUCCGGCAACAACGUGAACACUGGAAGAACUCCACCUUUGAAGGGACCUACAAGGACGCCAAAGACCAAGCUUUCCAAUUCUCCCUGUAUAAGCGAAACCAGAAGCGCCAAUGGGUCGCCGAAAAGUCGGACCUCGCAGCCCUGCUGGGUAACAUCAAGACUAAGCUUAGCACAUACCGACUUCGUCCAUAUGACCCGCCCGAGGAUCUCCGCCUCGAGGUUUGCGACCAAGAAUGGGAAUGCUUGACGCGCGAUGAACACGAACGUAGCCAGCUUAUUAACGAGACGAUUCGUGACAUCAAGAAUGCCCUUCGCCGGUCCUUCGCAGACAAAGCAAAUGACUUCGCACUAACCCUGAAAACGUUAUCCCUUGCGAUCUCCGGACUGGACGGUGAUGUAGAGGACCAACUGGCACACGUGAAGAGGCUCAAUGAUAACCUGCCUCCCCUCGAUGCCUUCUUAGAUACCAUUGCGGCCUUGGAUGAGCAGUGCGCCGAAGCGAACAUUGAAGAAAACGACUACACCACGUAUACACUAGACGAACUUUCCUACGAGUUGAGCCUGGUGAAAUCCAGUAUCUCCAAGAAACUCGCCUUUCUCGAUAACCAACUCGUCGCCCGAAACAUGACGAACCUGACUCCGAUUCAAUUGGAAGAAUUUGAGUCUGUGUUCCGACACUUCGAUCGCGACUCCUCCAACACCCUCCACGAACUUGAAUUCUCGGCGGCACUCGCCAGUCUCGGUCUUGUAUAUGACGAAGAAGAGAUGCACCAAGUCUACGUCGAGACUUGCGGUCCAGCUAGACUCGGACAGAACGCCGGUGUCAGCUUUGAACAGUUUAUCCGUUUUAUGGUCAGCGUAACGGAAGACCAGAACACGGCCGAACAAGUAUUCCAGAGUUUCCGUGAAGUUGCCGAUGGCAAGCCCUAUGUCACGGAACUUGAUCUUCGGCACUCUCUGAUUCCGGAUGAGCUCAUUGAGCAUCUUGUCCAAACCAUGCCCCAACACCAAGGGCCCGACCUGCUCGAAGACCGUGAGCUCGCCAAAUAUGACUACAUUAGCUUCAUGGAGAAGAUGAUGGAGAACAACAACGGCGGCCAUGAUGCAGCCACCAAUGGAGGAGCCUAGGCCAACCCCCCUUUUCGAAAAUUUAUUGCCUUUUCUUUCACCCCAGUUUUCUUCUUUAAUUACACCCCCUUUGUUCUUUUCCUUUUUCUUAGUCUCUCAUACUCGGAUACAGCAACUGGUGUUUUUCUGGAGCCAAAAUGGAGGGUUGGGUGUCUUGAUGGGCGAUUAUCUCCUGCAUGCAUACCAGGCUGGCCGCACUGCACACUUGGUUUUGCCCUUUUUUCUGCGUUAUGAAUGUUUCUUCCCCGAUACCAAAAUUAUUUGCAAUCACUAGCAUGGAUCAGAGGGUUAGGAGUAGUCAAAAUCUGAAUAGAAUUAUGGAAUAUUGAUCAUCACCGUGGCACUUUCGUAGUGACCUAAUAAUAGAAGGCCUAAAGUGGCUGCAGGAGAGACCGGGUCCCACGUGACCUCGCCGCUCCGUGUCUCGGCCUUUCCAUCCUUGCUCUGUCUUUCGGC
Molecule: messenger RNA, 2846 nt
Organism: Aspergillus melleus
Lineage: Eukaryota; Fungi; Ascomycota; Eurotiomycetes; Eurotiales; Aspergillaceae
Gene: ain1
Product: alpha-actinin, sarcomeric (f-actin cross linking protein)
Exons: 4
Coding region: 456-2390 (644 amino acids)
Biological process (GO): muscle cell development; actin cytoskeleton organization
Cellular component (GO): cell junction; plasma membrane; cell projection
Molecular function (GO): calcium ion binding; actin filament binding
Source: RefSeq, a predicted model, not a curated record